GGGAUUACAUUGAUCCGUUUGUAAAUUAUACUGUAUAUGUUUCUCGACACUCGGGAAACAUGCCAGCUUAGCGCCUUACCAAAAGGUUUGGCGCGUUGUCGAUGAGUGGCAGUUCUGAGGGUGAUUGCUAAUGGUGUUUUCUACGAUGGGAUAUUGCGGAGUCGAGUUUCAAAAUUUAACGACCUGUUUUGUUGUCUCUACAUUUUACUGGGCCCCUUUGAGUUUGGGUGGACUACAUGAAUAUAGUCUUGUGUUUAUUUUUUCCUAUAUCAUCUACUGUAUGCUAGGGACUGCAAAUCAUACCAUAUUUCCUUUCUGUUCAAACCUUGGCCUAGUAAACUUCAACUGCGCUGACAUAAGAUUAAAUCGCGUGCUCAACCGAGGCCUAAGGUUACCGGAAGCCCCGCAUCAAGUAUACUUACUAUAUCAAAGAGAUGGGCUAGUAAAUCCAAGAUAGAAUGAAUGUCCUUAUAUCCUCGUCCUAAAUUCAGUCGUGGUCAGUUGACAGCUCAAAACUCAAAAACACUCCUAACAGGUAGGCAGAUCGUUAUCUAGUCCCGUUUCCGAUUCAUCCGGCAUGGGCAACUGAAGUUAAAUAAGAAGUGCUCGGCGAAUCCUAGGCA
This is a messenger RNA of Aspergillus alliaceus, 623 nucleotides long. RefSeq lists its product as uncharacterized. The transcript has a single exon. The record is from RefSeq and is a predicted model, not a curated record. NCBI's taxonomy places the organism in Eukaryota, Fungi, Ascomycota, Eurotiomycetes, Eurotiales, Aspergillaceae. The coding region runs from base 131 to 457 and encodes 108 amino acids.